AUGGAUCCGGCGAAGAAACCUUUGGUUUCCAACACGGGUGCGUGGGCGAUGAAUAUUGUAAGCUCCGUUGGCAUCAUCAUGGCCAAUAAACAGCUCAUGUCAUCCGGCGGCUACGGAUUCUGCUUCGGUAUUAUCUCGCUCCGUUUCUCCCUGAAUCAUCUAGUAAUCUCAAUGGCGGAUGAUAGUUUGCGAAACGAAAAGCUUGGACCCCAUGGGACCGAAGUAACUGUGAACCUUUAUGAUCUUCUGUUCUCUGAAAGUUCACCGAUCCCCCGCGUCGAGAGAUAUUUGUUUCUAUUUUCUGUUCCUGUAAAGAUCGUCUAAUUGUCUUGAAAACAUAUUAUAUCUACUGCCGGAUCGCACGGAGUUAACCCGAUCUAGAACUGCAGUUUUCUUGUUGAAUUGCAUAUGUUGGAUCAGUUCUAUUCGAAUUCAUUUCUGGUCUAAAUAUGAAGGUAUGGCACAUAUUUAUGGUGCAUUCCAUUAUUGAUGCUUCUUAACUUUGUACUCUAUCUACAGCUACAACGCUGACUGGGUUCCAUUUUGCCAUAACGGGCCUUGUUGGAAUGAUCUCAAACAAGACUGGCUACUCAACAUCAAAGCAAGUGCCCUUUUGGGAGCUGCUGUGGUUUUCUGCUGUUGCAAAUUUGUCAAUAACUGGGAUGAAUUUUAGUCUAAUGCUGAACACCGUUGGCUUGUAUCAGGUUUGUUUCUUGCACUGGGUGGCAUGAUUGUCCUGUGAGAGCGGUGAUCAUUCUCUAACGUUUUCGAAUUUUUUGUGGCGGAAUUUUGCAGAUUUCGAAAUUGAGCAUAAUACCAGUUGUUUGUCUGAUGGAAUGGAUGCUUCAUGGCAAAACCUUUUCAUCCAGGGUGAUCACUUCUGUGCUUACUGUGGCCUUUGGUGUUGGUGUGUGUACGGUGACUGAUGUGGAUAUCAAUGGCAAGGGCUUCCUCUGUGCUUGUGUGGCUGUCGUAUGCACGUCUCUCCAGCAGAUUGUGAGUAGUACCGUUUAUCUAAACUUUCUCAGCAGAUUGUGCAAUUGUGUAUUCAUUUCAUGGCAUUGAGGGAUUGGUGCAAACUUUGUGGAUUUGAUUUUAAGCCGAAACAAAGUGGAACUGAAAGUUCAUUAUUCAUCUUUUAACGCCGAACAUAUCAUAAAGAUAGAUUUUGACGCCUCUAGCUUUCUUUUAAAUUUUAUCUGUGUUCAAAGCAUUGAAAAUUCGAUCAAGACUAAUGUAUGAUUUUCUGGUUCUCUCCAUCUAUAUCAUACUUCUAUCUUCUGCCGAACAUAAGCAUUUAUUAUGCCUUGAUGCGUCCGAUUGAGAAUGAAAAGUAGAGAAAUUUUCUCCUAGAUCUGAAGGUUUUUUUCUCUCUUCCUUGUAUCGUCCUUUUUCUGGCACAUCUUUAUGAUGAACGUGUAAUAUGCCCGCCUAUCACUCCCUGAUCACCUCUUAAAAUCAAUCUAUUGGACAUGAUUUUAUGCGUUAGAUUUACAAUAUUACGCUAAAAAAGCAUGGUUCAAUGGUGAAUAAAAUCCCUUUUUCUUUUCUAUAUUGCUCUAGAUUGUCAACAUAACAUUUCCAAAAUGGUGAUUAAAAAACUUGUUGAAUCCUUUGUGUUUCUACUCCUUGGUGCUUUGUCACGAUCUUAUGCUUCGUUUCUUUUGCUGCCUCUGACCCUAUCAAGAUAAUUGUACAUGACUUCUGUUUCUCGCUAUCAAGAUAAUUGCCAAGAUAAUUGGACAUGAUUUCUGACUCCCCCCGUUGUUACAGACAAUUGGGUCACUACAGAAGAAGUACAACAUCGGCUCAUUUGACCUCCUUAGCAAGACUGCGCCGAUUCAGGCUGCCUCUCUUCUCAUUGUUGGUCCAUUUGCUGACUACUACAUGAAUAAGCGCUCUCUCCUGGACUAUCAGUUCACAUGUGGUGCAAUCGUGAGUCAAUUUCACCCUUGAAUAUGCUCUGUGGUCUAGCCGUGGAUCUUUUCUUCAUUUCUGUCAUUUUAUUCUGAUACAGAUUGGGCAACCUUUUUAAAACAAAUCUCGAACCUAAGAUGGGCACAAUUUAAUUUAGCGCUGCUAGGCGCGCUGAAUGUCUCGGUUUCCUUUUCUUCAUGCCAUCUUUCUAAGCUACUCUGACCCUCUUAUUUUUCUAUAUAACUGCGCAGUUCUUCAUCCUUCUCUCAUGCUCGCUGGCGGUCUUCUGCAACAUGAGCCAAUACCUGUGCAUCGGGCGCUUCUCUGCCGUGUCCUUCCAGGUUCUGGGUCACAUGAAGACUGUGUGCGUGCUGGUGCUGGGGUGGGUGCUAUUCGACUCCGUCCUCACCACUAAGAACAUAAUCGGAAUGGCCUUGGCUGUGGUCGGCAUGAUAACCUACAGUUGGGCUGUGGAGGCGGACAAGCUGAAGCCGACCAAGGCCGCCCCUCUCCUCCCUCUCAAAGCUGAUAUCCAGGCCGAAGAGGAGACCAUGAGGCUCUUGAAAGGCCUGCUGAAAGGCGCCGAGCCGGGCCAGACGAAGAGCUGA
Molecule: messenger RNA, 2525 nt
Organism: Spirodela intermedia
Lineage: Eukaryota; Viridiplantae; Streptophyta; Magnoliopsida; Alismatales; Araceae
Source: the annotation of a GenBank genome assembly